AUGAUAGCUGAAACCACUGAACAAAUCAAGAAAAUCAGAGAUAGGAUGCUUAUUGCUCAGAGCUAUCAGAAGAGUUACACCGAUCAGAGGCGGAAGCCCCUAGAGUUUGAGGAAGGAGACCAUGCUUUCCUUAAGGUUAUUCUGACAACAGGAGUAAGAAGAGUGAUUAAGACAAAGAAACUGAAUCCCCGAUACAUCGGUCCGUUCCAGAUUCUUGGGAGGGUUGGACCGGUGGCCCAUGUGUUACAACCGGAAUCGGUCCAGUUAAAGGAAGAUUUGACUCUGCCGGUGACUUUGGUCAGGAUUGAUGACACGAGUAUUAAGAAGUUGCAUGGAAAAGAGGUUUCAUUAGUGAAAGUGGCAUGGAGUCGAGCUGGUGUUGAGGAGCACACUUGGGAACUUGAGUCAGAGAUGCAAGCAGACUACCCACACUUAUUCUCACGUAACUGA
Molecule: messenger RNA, 450 nt
Organism: Arachis stenosperma
Lineage: Eukaryota; Viridiplantae; Streptophyta; Magnoliopsida; Fabales; Fabaceae
Exons: 2
Coding region: 1-450 (149 amino acids)
Source: RefSeq, a predicted model, not a curated record